Molecule: messenger RNA, 3907 nt
Organism: Colius striatus (speckled mousebird)
Lineage: Eukaryota; Metazoa; Chordata; Aves; Coliiformes; Coliidae
Gene: AKT1
Product: AKT serine/threonine kinase 1
Exons: 14
Coding region: 872-2314 (480 amino acids)
Biological process (GO): protein phosphorylation
Molecular function (GO): protein serine/threonine kinase activity; ATP binding
Source: RefSeq, a predicted model, not a curated record
GCCAGGUCGGGCCGGCCCGGCGGGUGGGGGGUGGUGGAGGACGGACGGGCGUGCGCUGCUCCCCCGCGCUGAGGGGAGCUCCGAGGGUGGCGAGGCGGGGCCAGGCACCGAGGCCCCAGCGGCGGCGAUCCCCCCCCUUCCUCCGGGAGCGGCGUGGAGCGAGGCGGCCCCUCGGCUCGGCUCGACACGGCACGGCUCGGCACGGCACAGCGGGGCGGGCGGAAAGCGGCGCGGCGGCGGUAGGACCCGGCGGCCGCUCCCCGCAGGAUGUGAGCGAGCGCCGCGGAGGCGCGUGUGGGACGAGCCCGGCCCCGGCUGCGGGAGCUCGGCCCGGCGGCGCGGGGGUAGGCGGCGGCUGCAGGGGGGCUGCGGAACGAGCAGAGGGGCGGCCUCCCACUCCCGGACGGAGGCAGGGCGGCGAGGCGGAGCGGUGGGGAAGGCGAGCCGGCAGCCGGAGCGGGCGUGUGAGCCCCAUGGGCCGAGCGCCUGCGAGAGGGGGAGGAGGAGCCGCCCCGCCGCCCGCCGCCCGGGGAUGGUGAGGAGGCGGCGGCUGCCGGGAGCCCAGUGAGGCCUUCGCUCGGCACCCGCCGGAGAGCCCGCCUCGCCAGCCUCCUCCUUCCCCCCGCUCGCUCGCUGGCUCGCUCCCCCCUUCCCUCCCCUUCCCCUGCCUCCCUCCCCGGCUCCCUUCCCCUGCCGCCGCCACCCUCCCAUCACCUCCUCCCCGAGCUCCAGCCAUAAACAGCUGAGAAGGACCAAGAAGGAGAAAAAAAAAAACACCAUCCCUUGUGUGGAGCCUUCUGCAGGAGUUCAAGAAUUUCAACAGAGUGAUCUUUUGCCAUAAACUGUUUUUCCAAGAGACAUUCCUGCCAUUAUGAAUGAAGUAGCAAUAGUGAAGGAAGGAUGGCUUCACAAACGAGGAGAAUACAUAAAAACAUGGAGGCCGCGGUAUUUCCUUCUGAAGAACGACGGCACGUUCAUUGGCUACAAGGAACGGCCGCAGGACGUCGACCAGCGGGAGUCGCCUCUAAAUAACUUCUCAGUGGCUCAGUGCCAGCUGAUGAAGACAGAACGACCUAAACCAAACACAUUUAUCAUUAGAUGCCUCCAGUGGACCACAGUAAUUGAAAGAACAUUUCAUGUGGAGACUCCAGAGGAGCGGGAAGAAUGGACAAAAGCCAUCCAAACAGUAGCAGACAGCCUCAAGAAACAGGAGGAAGAGAUGAUGGAUUUUAGAUCUGGCUCUCCCAGUGAUAAUUCAGGUGCUGAAGAAAUGGAAGUUUCUAUGACAAAGCCAAAACACAAAGUGACCAUGAAUGAGUUUGAAUACCUUAAACUACUGGGAAAAGGCACUUUUGGAAAGGUCAUUUUAGUCAAAGAAAAAGCAACUGGACGGUAUUACGCUAUGAAAAUCCUGAAGAAGGAAGUUAUUGUAGCAAAGGAUGAAGUAGCCCACACGCUGACAGAAAACCGCGUUCUGCAGAACUCACGGCAUCCGUUCCUAACAGCUUUAAAGUAUUCCUUUCAGACACACGACCGCCUGUGUUUUGUUAUGGAGUAUGCUAAUGGAGGGGAGUUGUUUUUCCACCUGUCCAGAGAGCGUGUCUUUUCUGAAGACCGGGCUCGGUUCUAUGGAGCUGAGAUCGUUUCAGCACUGGAUUACCUGCAUUCAGAGAAGAACGUGGUUUAUAGAGAUCUAAAGUUGGAAAACCUUAUGCUGGAUAAAGAUGGGCACAUCAAAAUAACAGACUUUGGGCUAUGUAAAGAAGGCAUCAAAGAUGGAGCAACAAUGAAGACUUUCUGUGGCACUCCAGAGUACCUUGCACCAGAGGUGCUGGAAGAUAAUGACUAUGGUCGUGCAGUGGACUGGUGGGGUUUAGGAGUUGUGAUGUAUGAAAUGAUGUGUGGCCGGCUCCCUUUCUACAAUCAGGACCAUGAAAAGCUCUUUGAACUCAUCCUUAUGGAGGAGAUUAGAUUUCCACGCACUUUGUCACCUGAAGCAAAGUCGCUCUUGUCAGGUUUGCUGAAGAAAGAUCCUAAGCAAAGGUUAGGUGGUGGUCCUGAUGAUGCCAAGGAGAUUAUGCAGCACAAAUUCUUUGCUGGAAUCGUUUGGCAAGAUGUAUACGAGAAAAAGCUUGUACCUCUGUUUAAACCACAAGUUACAUCUGAAACAGAUACGAGAUACUUUGAUGAAGAAUUUACAGCACAGAUGAUAACAAUCACUCCUCCUGACCAAGAUGACAGCAUGGAUUGUGUAGAUAACGAGAGAAGACCUCAUUUUCCUCAGUUCUCCUAUUCAGCCAGUGGAACCGCUUAAUGUUUCGCAACGUUUUGCCAUUCAGCAACAAAACAGACUGCAUUUUGGGGACCUUACUUCAAUGGACACUAGAGAACUUUCUAUAUGAUCUGAAUUACAAACUGUGUUUGUAUUACGAUUUAGAUGAAUUUGUAGGAAGCCUCACAGAUUCUGUAUUUAAAACGAUCCUUUGAUGCGUUUUUGAGAAGGAAAACAAAUCCAUUCUUAAAAGUAUUACAUCAAGGCUUUUGUGCUGAGUGAGUGACCAUAGGUUUUGAAGAGUUACACACCAAAACUGUUUACUUUAGAAAUAAUUAAGGUAUUCAACAUAUCAGCGACUCUGAGCAGAAAAAUCCCCUUCUUUUAUUUAUUUCAUACAGUUUCAUUAUCUAAAUAUAGAAUCUGCACUCUGAACAAUUAGAUUUAUAUAGGAAGAUAUAAGACUUUAGUAGCUAGUGCAAUAAUAUAAGCAACAAAGUGAACAAACUCUGGAGGGUUACGGUUCAAACUCAUUUUGGACAGCAGCGAAGCGUCAUCCGACUCCAGAAAACCAACUUAUAGGAACAGCAUUAAUGGCCUCAGUGAGGUAAAUCAAAGCAAAAGAAAAACAAAGCAGAAGUUAUUUUUGUUAUACCAUCUGCUCCAAGACAUUACAUCUCCAGCCAAAGCUGCUGGAGCAGCCACGCUCUCCACACGAGCGCUCCAUUCUAGGUUUCCUGAUCCCACCUGCAGAGAGCUUUAGGGAAUCCUUCCACGCUCCGUUCCCCCAGCUCAUGUCCCUCUCGUUUUCACCGCUGUAUGAAAAAGCCCCAGACAGAUUCUAAGUGAGAAAUCAGCUGAGUGAAUGAGUCAGACAGACAGAAGUGACCUUUUGGCACUGAAGGUAAUGAUUCCUUGCCGCUUGGGGUCGGUUGGUUGGUUUUGGUUUUCUUUUUCAAUGGAAAAGAUACAUGAACAUAUAUAAACACUUCAUGAUUUGGGUUUUUUUUUUUGCAUCAUGCCAGAUCAUUUCUUCUUCCUUGAGUGUGCAUUAAAAGGUAUCAGCCAACAGUUCAUGGUGCCUUCUCACUCUCGAAGAUUCACUUUAACAGUGUUUCCCGUGGAUAAGAGGAAAAAAAAAAACCCCUAGGUUGAAACUUCAUAUGUGUUUGAAUAAUAAUGGUGUUCAAAAAGUGAUUUCUUUCCUUUGUUUUGUUUGUUUUUCAUUUUUUUAAUCUUAGUGGAGAAUUCCCCACGCCCCACUUUUGUUGUAUCACGUUUCUUUGUAAUUUUCAUAAAGCAGUCUUUCUCUGUCUCAGCUGCCAAGGGAUUUAUUCCACUGUAGGUUGUGUUCUCUCCCUUUUUGUUUCUUCCUUGUUUUUUUUUUUUGUUGUUCUCUUAACUAUAUAAAAAAUGCUGACAUGUACUGCACUUAACCACCAUUGAAUUUCUUUCUUUGAAAGGGAGUUUAUGAUGCAAAGGCUCUCCUUCCCCUUUCCAUCAGGAGCUGCUGUGCUUGCACAGAGGGACCCACCAUCACCUUGCCUUUUCUUUAACGACAUUCAGCUCUAGUAUUUUUACUCAUGAUAUGAAAAGUUUCCCUCCAAAUACUUAAAUAAAAGGUUGCUUUAACAA